Molecule: messenger RNA, 1783 nt
Organism: Photinus pyralis (common eastern firefly)
Lineage: Eukaryota; Metazoa; Arthropoda; Insecta; Coleoptera; Lampyridae
Product: coiled-coil domain-containing protein 22 homolog
Exons: 8
Coding region: 106-1776 (556 amino acids)
Biological process (GO): positive regulation of ubiquitin-dependent protein catabolic process
Molecular function (GO): sequence-specific DNA binding; cullin family protein binding
Source: RefSeq, a predicted model, not a curated record
CGUAGUUCAAAACGAUCGUAAGCGUAGUUCCAACGGUGGUAGAAAAAACAAUCAGCUGUUGGAGAUGUUUUCAAAGAAAAAAAUACAAUAAAUCCUUUUUAAAAAAUGGAAGAAGUAGACAAUAUCAUUAUAGACGCCUUACGAAAUCUGUCUUGUAAUAUCGAUGAAAAUGUCAAAAGUCUGAAAGAGUUCACCACCGAAAUGGUGUUUUCAUCGAUGUCGCACUGUCUCGAAACAAUCUUACCUGAUAUCAGCUUGCCAGGUAGCCUUCCGCAGUCGAUGAGUCUACGUCUAAAGCAUGCCACAGCGAUAGCGGAGCACAUUAAGGGCUUGGGAUACAGAGGUGAUAUGGGGUAUCAGACGAUUUUGUACUGCAACGAGAUUGAAGUACGUAGAGUACUCAUGUUUUUGGUGGAAAGACUUCCACGUGAGACACACAAAACUGUCACAGACGAGCUUGGAUACGUGCCACGGCUCGUGAAAAAGAUCGAAGAAACCAUUCGUCUGAACCUUGAAAAGCCAUGGGUACCAUGUGAUCUGUUGAGGCAGGGAGUGCGCGAUUGUGGAAGUGUCGACCUAAAGCUAGAUUUUGGACACAGCCCAAGGUUGCUAAGCGAAAGAAUUCAAGUGCCAAACUUACAGGACGAACCAGUUACAGAAGCAUUAAAGCAUUACUGGAUUCAUCAUCUUCCGGACGUUUCGCGCCAAUGUGCCCCACACAAUUUAAUUCCCAGUCUUCUCUACAACGAUAGCAAGUUUGUAGGCACAGUUGAUUUUAUCAAAUCGCCUGAGAACAAGGAGACAAGUUUAAAUGUGGUGGAUGGCGUUGAAGAGGUUCCAAAUGCAAUUGUAGCACCUUUAGUUGUAAAUGAAGUUGUUGGACACGGGGAGGAGGACCAUUUUAGGGAUUUACAUAAUGAACUCGAAGAUUAUAAACGCAAACACGAAGGGUUGGUGAAAGUUUAUAAUGAUUUGGAGCAAGAGUCUAAUAAGACUAAGGAAAUGCGUAACAAAAAAGAGCAAGUAUUGAAAGAAUCGGUUGCGAAAAUAAAAACCAGAUCAAAAACAAUGGCGGUAUUAAAAAAUGACGAUAAUCUAAUCAAACUAAAGAGUCUGGUAGAGAAUGGUAACAAACGGUUAGUCGAACUGGCCAACCAUUGGAACGAUAUACAGACGCCAUUAUUAAAGGAAUAUGAACAACUGCAGCAACAAAUGAAUACGCAAAAGGCUAAACUUCUCGGUGAAGAACAAAAACUGCAGAAUGUGAAAACAAAAAAGGCAGAGUUGUUGAAGGAGUUGGCGGAUAAGGAGAAGCUGGAACGACAGUUACUGCAAGAGUGCGAAACGCUCCACAAGAACACGAAUCGGUCGGCCUAUACCAGAAGAAUUUUGGAAAUAAUCGGAAAUAUCAAGAAGCAAAAUGAUGACAUAGACAAAAUUUUGUAUGACACUAAAAUCGUACAGAAAGACAUCAAUAACCUAAACGGACAGUUAGAUCGUUCAUUUACGCUGUCAGACGAGCUAAUAUUUAGAGAUGCAAAGCGCGAUGAAAUGUCACGUAAAGCCUACAAACUGCUGGCAACGUUACACGGCGACUGUGGGGAGGUGGUGCAGGCCGUGACCAAUCUGGGUUUGGUCGAGCGCGAGUGUAGAAACUUGCAAGAGCAAAUUGACGCUGAGCUGCUUAGGGAAACUGGUAGCAAGCUCGAGCGGUUAAAUGCGGAUAUCGCAGCAAUUAAGAAAGAGAAUGCCGAAUUGGAAAAUAAAGAACAUUAAACUAUUA